Messenger RNA from Sclerotinia trifoliorum, 1899 nucleotides. The record is from the annotation of a GenBank genome assembly. NCBI's taxonomy places the organism in Eukaryota, Fungi, Ascomycota, Leotiomycetes, Helotiales, Sclerotiniaceae.
AAUCUUUACAAUAAACUUUCACAAGUUUGGAAAUGGUCAGACUCUAUCUUCUCGGUUUUCUGUUCGUUGCUCCGUACCUCUCCUCAAACCCCCAGCAUAUCGUCUAACAACUUUUGUAUUCUCGGACACAGCUAUUCGGAUAUCGAAUCUUUUCCUGUUUGAGGCUACCCAGCAAGAUGAUAAACCCACUCAUCCCAGAAAUGACAAAUCUUCCUACGGGGUGGGAAGCAUUUCUUGAUGAUAAUGAUCGAGUUUAUUUCCGUGGUCCCGACAAAGUCACGACUUAUGUUCAUCCUAUGUUAGGUUUGAUUCCGAAGCCUUGGCAUCUGAAGGUCGAUAGGUCUCUCCCAAAUCCUUGUGAAUAUUAUUACAACACCAAUACAAAGGAAAGAUCAAAGAAAAAUCCACGUUUCGAUGAAGACUUGAUGAACUCCAAACUUCUCAGUGUCUCGAGAGUGGUUCGAGAAUCCGCAACUUUAACCAAAAAUUCCAUAGGAACUCUCGAAAAGUCACGACACUCUCAUAUCAAGAAUGCCGAUAUACGGGAUCAGUAUAAAAUUGUGCAUACUAUCGACAGCGGCGACGGCGGGCUAGGCGGCAUGAAUGGUGGUGUGCACGUUGUGCGACUCAAGGCGACCGGCGCGCUCUAUGUUGAGAAGAGAUUUAAGAAAGAUGCAUUGCAAACUUGGAAAGGAAAGCGUGGAGUUGGGGUAGUCGAAAUUCUCAUUACUCAUAGAGUGAAACAUGGUGGUCUCGCAGGUUAUAUCAAUGCUUUCAUAGCCCCUGAUAUGGUACAUCCAACGAGCGCAUCCUUAUACCUCGAGUUUUGCAAUUUAGGAUCUCUGGACGACCUCAUAAAAUGUUAUGCUCAACGUUUGGGAACGAGAGACGAGGCACGCGUGCCUGAGCGCUUUGUUUGGCAUGCUAUUAUUGGACUUUGCGAUGCUCUUUCCUAUCUUUGGGGUGGGAAGUCAUUCAUAACCAAUGACAAGCAUAGAGGUUCCGGACCAGAAAACGGCUGGAAACCGAUUUUGCAUCGCGAUAUGAAGCCUGAUAAUAUUCUCAUGCGGUCGAGAUCGGAGAGUACUUCCAAGUAUCCCUAUCUGGUUAUAAGUGAUUUUGGUUUGGUCACUGAUGAUUAUGAGCAGGGAUCCGGAGCAUGCGGGACAUCCUCCUUCUGGGCUCCUGAGCUCCUAUGGGAUCCUCAUGCAGUGACCAAGCGACAGCUUCAAAACUUUCCUCCAAACCAAUACCAUACUCACGAAAGCGAUCUCUAUUCACUUGGGGCAUCUAUAUACAAUCUUUGCAAGCCCACAAACGUGAGCAUUCAUGGAAUACAUUGGCAAGGAGCAUUCUCACACUUUAACAUCGAAUCAUUCCCAAACGAUCCCACAAAGAGAGAGCUGUGGUUCCCGUCUCAAAAAUGUCGCAAAUCAGACUUGGACAUUGGUACAUUCUACUCGGAUUAUCUCAAAGAGACUAUCAGGAAAAUCACUGCUUGGAAACCCAGCCGAAGAGGUGCUGCUCAUCAACUUGAAAACAUACUUCUUCCUACUGUAAAAGCGGCUGGCUAUGAUGAAGAAGAAUUCAGCUUGGGUGAGGCGCUUCCGGUAUGGGCUAUCAAGAUGCACGACUACCAUGCUAGAUGAACCAUAUUAGCAGCAACGAUAAUAUCAGUGGAAUAGAAGAUUUCUGUAUUUCGCCGGCAAACUACACACUUUCGGAGUUUGGUGCAUGGCUUUGGGCGUUAUUAUCAUUGGCAGGUAAAAUGUGGUGCUACCUGGAAAUUAUCCUCUAUACGAUGGUUUCUUUUCCCCUUCUAUAUCGAGGACCAUGAGUCUUCGAGAACAAGAAAGCUAAUACUAGUACAAUGGAACUUUCGUUGUCUCUCAAGUCGAU